Messenger RNA from Cyphellophora europaea CBS 101466, 822 nucleotides. RefSeq lists its product as uncharacterized. Lineage: Eukaryota; Fungi; Ascomycota; Eurotiomycetes; Chaetothyriales; Cyphellophoraceae. The record is from RefSeq and is a predicted model, not a curated record. Bases 1 to 822 code for a protein of 273 amino acids. The transcript is spliced from 3 exons.
AUGGGCCAGCGGCGCCACGGCGAUCAGGUUCCGGUGCUCAUCCUUCAUGGCGGAGCAGCAAAUAGCCACGCCAUGUAUCGUCAGGCAAACUUUGUAGCGAAAACGCGGCAUGUCAUCUUGCACGACACACGAGGCCAAGGCCGCAGCCCAUACAAAGGCUUCACCUCCUUCCACUACGACGACAUGGCGCGCGACGUCAUCGCGAUCCUCGACCACCUGGAGAUUCCCCGCGUGGCCGUCUUCGGCUGGAGCGACGGCGGCAUGACGGGCCUGAAUCUCGCCAUGAACUACACUGAGCGCAUCGACCGGCUUUUCGCGUACGGCGCGCAGAUCCACUACAACCAGACGCACUUCCCUGGCAGGGACGAUCCGAUCAUCACCUCCGAGACCGGGACGCUUGAGAGCAAUUUCGAGAAUAGUGGCGUCACGCCCCCUGAGAAGGAGGUGGAACAGCGGCAGCUGGGUGGCAUGCGCAAGAGACAGGAGGGCGGCGAGGAAUUCUGGUGUGAGAGUAUCAGUCCCAUGCCCGAGCGCUGUGCGGACAUGUAUGCUGGCGUCCUCGCCAUGUGGGAAUCCGAAACCACCUGGGGUCGCGAAGCCCUCGCCAAAAUAAAGUGCCCCGUCUGGACCGCGAUCGGCGACCAUGACAAGUACGUGCAGCGCAGCCAAGCCGAUGCCAUCGCAGCGUGGACCCCCUUCGCAGGCCAGCUCGUGCUGCCGCAUACGGGCCAUUGGGGCCUGUUGCAGGACUGGAAGGUGCUGAACUUCAUGCUGGAUUAUUUCCUGGAGAUGGAGUUUGAUCAACAGGUACCUUACUACUAG